Messenger RNA from Ilex paraguariensis (yerba mate), 1098 nucleotides. The record is from the annotation of a GenBank genome assembly. Lineage: Eukaryota; Viridiplantae; Streptophyta; Magnoliopsida; Aquifoliales; Aquifoliaceae.
AUGAGCCUGGCCGAAGGUUCAAGGAUGAAGCCAAAGCCACCUCUUGUUCCGCUUGGGACUCUGAUUGGUCGCGAGCUCAGGAAUGAGGAGGUGGAGAAACCUAUGGUGAAGUAUGGACAGGCUGCCCUGGCAAAGAAAGGGGAGGAUUAUUUUUUGAUCAAGCCUGAUUGCCAGAGGAUUCCAGGAAAUCCUUCAACUUCAUUUUUGGUUUUUGCGAUAUUUGAUGGGCAUAAUGGUAUAUCGGCUGCUAUAUUUGCAAAAGAGAAUUUGUUGACCAAUGUCUUGAGUGCAAUUCCUCAAGGAAUUGGUAGGGAAGAUUGGCUUCAAGCCCUUCCGCGGGCAUUAGUUGCAGGAUUUGUUAAAACUGACAUAGAGUUUCAGCAAAAAGGAGAGACAUCUGGCACAACAGUUACAUUCGUUGUGAUUGAUGGUUGGACUGUGACUGUUGCAUCUGUUGGGGAUUCUCGAUGCAUACUGGACACACAAGGGGGUGUGGUUUCUCUGUUGACCGUUGAUCAUCGGCUGGAAGAGAAUGAAGAAGAGAGGCAACGUGUCACCGCCAGCGGAGGUGAAGUAGGGAGGCUCAAUGUUUUUGGGGGCAAUGAGGUUGGGCCACUACGUUGCUGGCCUGGUGGAUUAUGCCUUUCGAGGUCAAUAGGUGACACAGAUGUGGGGGAGUUUAUUGUCCCUAUACCUCACGUUAAGCAAGUAAAGCUUUCAAAUGCUGGUGGAAGACUCAUAAUUGCUUCUGAUGGUAUCUGGGAUGCUUUAUCAUCUGAUAUGGCUGCCCAAUCUUGCCGGGGUUUACCUGCAGAACUUGCUGCAAAGCUGGUUGUUAAGGAGGCUCUCAGGUCUAGAGGCCUGAAGGAUGAUACAACCUGCCUAGUUGUUGAUAUAAUUCCUUAUGCCCAUCCAGUUUUGCCUCCUACAACUAGAAACAAACAAAAUUUGCUCAGUUCACUUAUCUUUGGGAAGAAAUCUCAAAAUUUUAUGAACAAAACGACAAAUAAGCUUUCUGCUGUUGGGGUGGUGGAGGAGUUGUUUGAAGAGGGCUCUGCUAUGCUUGCAGAAAGGUAUGUGAUCAUAAGUUGCUUCUAA